Messenger RNA from Pseudovirgaria hyperparasitica, 1232 nucleotides. RefSeq lists its product as uncharacterized. The transcript has 3 exons. The record is from RefSeq and is a predicted model, not a curated record. Lineage: Eukaryota; Fungi; Ascomycota; Dothideomycetes; Acrospermales; Acrospermaceae. Bases 159 to 881 code for a protein of 240 amino acids.
CAGUUCCGAAUCAAAACGGGUUAUCGAUCGGAUACGUCCGAGCUGUCAGGCGGGGUCAUGAUUUCGAUAUCUAGCCUAAGACUAAUAAGUUUUCAGUCUUUCGACGGUUAAUUUAACUUAUAGCCGUUGGCUAACCGGCGGCUGGUUUUGGAAUCUGAAUGCUGCAUGAAAGGCAAAGUUUUGUAUCGCGAAAGAUUUUACGUUCAUCAAAAGUCACUUCGCAAGUCGAAAGUCCUGACACUAUGUCCGCGGCUCUGGUCGUGAUGGCCAUAUUCCUACACGCUAUGAGCGUCUCUGCUUUCGAUUAUCCAUCUAGUGUUAAUGACACCACUCUACAUGAAAAUCCGUUCUUCUUGCAGAUCUGGAGUACUGUCAAUACUUCAUCAGCGUAUCGGACUAUCGGUAUUGUGCCCAAGGAAGAUGGCACUUGGGGAGCUGCCAUUGGGCCAUCAAGCUUUAUAACUGGCUUUCGCCUCACCAAUGGAACUCUGCAACUUGCUAGUGCAGAGGGGUUACAUGCGAUCACCGACGGAUUUCAUGCUGCAUUUGGGCCGGAAAAAACAGACGGGGACUUCAUCUCGAAGCAAUGGUUUUUUAGCAACGACACGACUGUUGGUAAUAACGGUUGGGACUUGAUUAGUGUCAGUCGGGAUGGGUUAUAUGGAAUACUGAGCAGUGAUGGAGGGCCAUCGAUGUUCAACGGGUUCAAAGUUUGCACAGAAGAUGCCCAGAAUGAUUAUUUUAUCAAGUACGAAGGUUCAAGGGACGGCGCAGUGUCAGAGGGAUGUGAGGCCAUCGCUUUGAGGACAUUCCUCGGGCCCCCUUACAGGUUCGAGCAAGAUGAAGCCGCGCGUCCGAAGAUCGCAGAUCGGCAGUAUUGACAUAUGAGGUGUAUACUGAGCAUACUCCGUGACUCUGGAUGGGAAUCAGUACUCUCUUUCCACCAUGGGUCACCAAGUCUCCGUCGAAUGUGUUAUAAUGUUCGAUUCACAUAAGGUACAUACUGUUGUUUACAACGAAGUUCAAUUGAAUUCCGCUGCAUUGCAACUCUGGAAAUCCUUUGUAUGUCAAGCGUAAGCCACGGUAUUGAUUUUUUCUACUUCUCCCUUGUUAUUCACGGUCCGUCUCUCAUUCUUCUCAUGCUUCGUGCCUACUGCAGUUUACCUAUCUGCAGCAUAUCCAACUCAACCUCAUGUCUCUAACCAACAUAUAUUCAAUCAACUUUCGUCUGA